CGGUUCAAGUCCAGACGCCACUAGCAGUGCUGCCCCAGCGUUCCAGCCACCCGCCGCACAAUCUCCUGUGCGGAAAUGUACACGUCCGAUGGGCUGGAGCUGCUCAAGGCGGCCAUGGAGUCCACGGGUAGUAGAUCCGUGGAUGGAUCCGUGAAUGCGAGCACUUCCACGACUGCAGAAGGGGUAUGGUGGUCGUAUGAGGUCCAGUCGCUCUCGCAACGCUUCGGAGCUGCCCUGACUCGCCACGUUGCCCGACCGGGUGGCGGGGCCCUGGUGGACAUCGACCUCUCGGAGAGCCUGGGCGCCGCCUGGAGCUCCGUGGCCCUUGUCGCGCUGGUGCCCGCAGGAUACCCGUGGCGGGCCAAGCCCACGGUCACCGUCGUGGACCGCAGGGGCGCCCUGGCUCGCGAGCGCCUGGUGCAGCUCAGCCAGUGCGUGGUGGACGCCCUGGCGAGGGCCGCGGCCGCCGGAGGCCCAGCGGUGUUCUUCGCCGCGGAGCGGGCGGCGGCGAUGCUGCGGGAGAUGUGGAACGCGGAUGCGCUGGUGGCGCAGCACCCUGCCGCUGCCGCCGCCGCCGCCGCCGCCGCAUGGAAGGCGCGGGAGGUGCGGAGCGCGCAGAAUUGGGAGGGCGAUGGCGAGGAUCAGGCAACCACCGCCGCGCCCUGCACGCCAGAGAGGACCACUGCCGCCGCCUUUGCGGACCGUGGGCAGAGCCCGUGUGGCAAGAAGCCCUGGCCCGCCACCCCGCCGUCGUGGGAGAGGCCCGCGACCUGGACGCCGCCGACGCCAGCGGUGCCGCCGUUCCCGCUGGGGCGCUGGAGCGUCCCGCCGCAUGUGAGCUACUCGGCCGGGCCCGCAGGCGUGGGCUCGGACGUCUCCACCCAGCAGGUCGAUGACGGGCCCCCCACGAGCAGCCACCACGGCACUACGGGCACGGGCAGCAGCACCGCGGCGUCGGACAGCGACAGCGACUCCUCGGGCUUCUCGAGCGACUCCUCCUCCGACUGCGAGGACCUCGACGACGAGUUGCAGUCGGUGCACAGGGAGCUGCAGCAGAACAUCCGCAGGCAGCUCAUCAAGAACAAGCGCGGUGGCGGCGCGGCGCCGGUGCCCGCCUCCGCGGGCCGGCCGCGGCAUGGCCGCCCGGGGCGCCCGACGCGCGCCUGAGCGGGCGCGCCCCGCGCCGCGGAGACCCGUCGUCGGCGGGCCUAUCUCCAGGGCCGCGGGCGCUGCCGGCCGUUCCGCCGGCCCGCCGGCUCGUCGGGAGGGUUCCCGGCCUAGCAAGAACGAGGCCGUUGUCCUCCGCAGUUGCUCGUCGUCUUCGUUCUCGUCCCCGUCCUUCCUGUCCUCUUCCUCCUGCUUCUCC
Molecule: messenger RNA, 1366 nt
Organism: Prorocentrum cordatum
Lineage: Eukaryota; Dinophyceae; Prorocentrales; Prorocentraceae
Source: the annotation of a GenBank genome assembly